Molecule: messenger RNA, 2089 nt
Organism: Rhizophagus irregularis DAOM 181602=DAOM 197198
Lineage: Eukaryota; Fungi; Glomeromycota; Glomeromycetes; Glomerales; Glomeraceae
Source: RefSeq, a predicted model, not a curated record
CGAUUGUUAGUCGUCUCAUCUAUCUUGUUAAUUGAAAAAGUUUCUUCUCCAUUUUUUUUUCUUUUUUUAUCUGUUAGCUGUCUUUAGAUACGCCUUAGUAAGCCCAGUUCAUAUAAAAUUUUAUUCACCUAUUUUAGUUAUUUCUUUCGGUUUAGCAUCGGAACUAGUCGUAACAGGUUUGUGUGACCUCAAUAAUUUAACUGAUAAAUGUAUACUUUUUGUAAUUCGGAAAAUUCGGUUAUACAAAUUUUAUUUGAAAUUCGGCUCGAAAUCCGCCAUAUUUUGCACGUUGUUUAGUGAUUGGUAGAAUUUAGAUAAUUGAAUUUCAAAUUACUGCCCGAAUUUCAAAUUUACUAUCAAAAAAAUUUUAAUUAAAUACGUGCCUUCAACUUUCUCCUCCUAUUCACUACGGUUCAUUUUUUUCUUUCUUUCUUUUUUUUUACUGCCAUCAUGAGUAACAAGAAUAAUGCCCGCGAUACUACCUUCUCUCAUGAUGAGAAACAUAAUAUUACCAUGUUCAUUAUAGGCAUCAUGUGCUUUAAAUUUGCCUUCGAGAGUCUUAGUUCAUCCAUUUCUUUUCUAGCUCAGGAAAAGUUUGCGAAAUCUAUAGCUCUUACCAUGACUCCCGUUUUGACAUCAUGUUUUAAUAUAAUGCAAUGUAUUUGUUCUAUUGGAGCUGCACAACUUCUGGUACGAUUUCGGACAAACGUUAUAUUAGCGUUCAGUAUGUUUUGUUUCGGAGCACUUGCUCUUGUUCUCAUUAUUGUUGAUGCAUCAACUGGUGGUAAAUUUGAAAGUCAAGGUAAUUGGACCCCUUGGAUCCUUUUCCCAAUAUACCUUCCUAUGGGAGGCUGUCUUGGAGUUUUGGAGCUCGUUAGGCGUGUCUUGCCUCGUGAUAUCGUUGGUGAAAAUCCAGAAAAAUUAAAAAAAAUGGACGCACACGUACACAUCUUUUAUGAAAUUGCUGGAACUUCUGGAGCUUUCGCAACUACUCCCCUCGUUAAGAAGAUGGGCCCCGUUUACGCUCUAAUGCUUAUUCCAAUUCUGUUCACUGCUGCUGGUUUUAUUUGGCUCAGAAUUAAACAUAAUCCCAACGCUCCUUCAGAUAUCAAUAGAAAUAAAGAAACUGAUAGUUCCGAUCGAAAGAAUAUUUUCUACUUAUAUUUUUACUCCGUAAAACGUGGAGCACAAAUCGUUUUUUCGGAACGUCGAUUCAUCUGGCUUAUGGGAGGCUAUGUUUUGCCUUUCGUCUUCCACAGAUUCAUUGAGAACGUUAUCUUUCCAACAUUUGCAAAUCAAGUUCUCAAAGAAAAGUCUUACUCUUAUAUCCUCUUAGGAGCAUCUAACUUUGGAGAACUUCUUGGUGCAUUUGUCGUUCUCUUAUUUGCUUCAAAAGUUGCCACCCCUCUACCUUGGGUUCGUUUUGACGCCGUUGCUUUAAUGACACUCUGGAUAUUUCCCUUUUUACCCGUUAAAUCUGCACUUUCAUGGGCUUUGAGUGCACUACCACUUAUGAUCGUUCUUUCUAUGGGAUGGGCAGCUGGUGAUGUUUCUCUCGUGGCCUAUAUACAAUCUAGAUUGCAUUCAGUUAAUAUUCAAGCAGAUGCGGGUACUUCACCACUUGGAUGUGUCAUGGCUUUCCUUUAUUCUUCAUAUAUCAUCGUCUUUACAAUUCUCUCAAUUCCUCUUGGAAGAGUUUUUGAUGCAUAUAAGGCAGCUAAUAAUAUAAAUCAGGCGUUUUUAUAUAUUGCAGGAGUUAUGAUAACUGUUGGUGCAGUUGUUAUUUUUGCAAGCACUUUUGUACCAAGGCACUCGUGGGCUUUUAAUCCAAAGGUUGAUCCUGAUGAUGAUAUAGCAGCUAGUGAAGAAGAAGAAGUUAAAGGAGAAAAAGAAAAAGGUUCUGUCAAUCUCGUCGAAGCUAUAAGCAUGGCCUAAUCGUACUUUAUUUCAUUAAGUAGUUAGGAGUAUAACAAGCAUUUAUUAUUAUAUAUUCUAAUUAAGCAAAUUUAUGCAACUAUUUAAUAGUUGGUUGUAUGUAAAAUGUGGACUUAUACAUAUUAUGUUAUUUUUUACCUUAUGUAUAAAAAAA